UCUGUCAAUGAAAGAAGUUACUUAUAUCUUUGCUGCAGAUUCGCUUUAUUUGUAUUCCGUUCAAACCCUGAUGAGCUGAUAUAAAGUUAGUGUGAAGUUUAUGAAGGUCAGAAAGCGUGUUUUAUUCAGCCCUCCUGAUGGGAGCCAGCCAGUCAGAGCGCAUCCCCGCAGCUGCUUCGGGCUGCCCAUUGGAGACGCUGCAUGCUGAGCAGCAAAAUGGCCGCCCGUCAACCGACCGACUCCACAGCGCUUUGAAAUUUAAACUCUUCCGCACAUUAGGGUUUACACUCGGAACAUUAGUACUUAUUUGCAAACCAGUGGCGUAUUAUUUCGCGUGUCUUUUUCAUCACUAGCCACUUACUCGGCUCUCCGCUCAGGCGUCCUGGUCCUUGUUGCCUCGACGAAUGCCUCAAAAACAGAAAGAUCGCACUAAAGCACUUUAGCUAAGCUAGCUAGCAAGCUAGCAUAUCUUCUUAUGUGAUUCCUGAGAAACGAGAGUCUGGUCAGGAGCAGCAGUUCAUGGAAGACAAGAAAAGGAAAAAAGAAGAAAAACGGAAAAGGGAAGCCUCUCAGAAGGUUGCAGAGCAAAAAAACAAAGUGACAGACGUGACCAAGCCGGCUGCUGCCCAGUCUCCUGCCACCCAAAGCAGCUCAGCCUCCCCCAGCCCUGGACCCAUCCCUGCCACUGCCUCUCCAUCUCCAGCGACCUCAGACCCUGGCGGCGCUGCCACCCCGUCUCAGGGCGGCAACAAUGCCAAGCGCCUGGCAGUGGCCAACGGACAACCCGCCUCCAACACCAGUUCUUCCUCCACCGCUGGUGGCCUCGGCGCUGCUGGAAACGGCAGUACAGGUAGUGGAGGCGGAACCCAAGCACCUCAGCAGCCAUCGCGCUACAUGCCGAGAGAAGUGCCACCGCGGUUUCGCUGCCAGCAGGACCAUAAAGUGCUACUGAAGAGGGGUCAGCCGCCGCUGUCCUCCAUGCUGCUGGGAGGAGGGGGAGGAGGAGGGGAUGGCCCAAACCCAAAUAUGGCUGCUGUCUCAGAUUCUGCAUCUUCAUUGGCUCUCACCUCAUCAAUUGCUGCUUCUACUUCUAAUUAUGCAAAUUCCAUGUGGGGGACAAGCUCAGGCGGCCAGGCUUCCUCUCAGGGCAAGGAGAAAGUCAUUGUCGAUGGCAACGACUUGGAGGAGUGGCCUAGUAUUGCUGGCAGUGACGGAGGAAACGGCGGCAACAGCGGAAUGCCUGUGAAUAGCAUCAGUGCCUCUGGCAACCAACCCUCACUCACUUCCUCAUUCUCUUUGCCCAAUGAAUGUAUGCAGUUGUCUAACAGUGCGGCAUGGGGGACAACUGCCUCCCAGGGUCAGCUAGGAGGAGGUGCUGCAGUAGCUGCAGCUGGGCCUCUGCUACAGCAGCCCUCCUCACUUUCCAAAGCCCCCGCUGUGCACGGGUCCCAUGAUGCCAGUGGCCCCGUGGAUGGUAGCAGUGGAAUUCCAGGUGCCAAUUUCAGUCCAAAUGCCAACCCUUCAGCCUGGCCUGCUCUGGUGCAGCAGGACAGCCCCGCUGCUUCAGGGGAAGGAGCUCUGACUGCCUUCCAUCACCAGGUCUCCGAAGGGUCCGCCAACAACUCUGCUUCCAUGGGGCUGGGAGGCGGGGCAGUCGGUGUUCUGGGGGGUCACCCAUCUAUAUCUGUGAAUCCGUCAAGCGCCCAUCAGCACCAACUUCACCAAAUGCAAUCCAGAGACAGAGAGGCUGGGGGAGGGAAGUGGGACAGUGAAUCAGCCGGACCAAAAAUUUCAGGGGGGGAAGGGAUUGGGGGAGGAAUGGACCAUGGUGUUGGAGGAGGCAGGGUUGGUGUGGGAGACCCUAACGUUGCCACCUCCUGGAGAGGCCAACCUUCUUACUCUGCAGCUUACUCCAAAACGGGUGUCUCAAGAACUGACGGAUGGGAAGGUGGGGAGAGUGGGAAGUUAGGAGCAGCAGAAGGGGAUAAAGGGACAUCGGGUUGGGGGUACCCUAGUUCUACUUGUGGCAGUGCUGAAAAUGGGGGUAAUUGUGGUCAAACCUCCGGGGCAACUCAGGGAGGGUGGGGGUUAUCAGUAGUCGGAGCGGAUCGAGGGGCUUCUGGUAGUGGUUGGGGAGGCAGCUCUGCUGGCAUUGGUGGAUCCAAUCCAGCACCUGAUGAAAUGGGAAACUGCAGUAGUAACAGCAGCAGCAGUGGUGGAAGCACUGUGGGCAACCCCCCUACUGCUUCUUCAUCAUUAACAGCCGCUGCUGCCAACAGAGCCUGGGACAAUCAGAAAGGAGAAGGCGAAGUGGGGGAAUGGGGCGACGGAGCCAGAGGAAGAGGGGGAUCUUCAUCUAGCGGUGGGAAUUCCAGAAGCGGAAGCAUGACUAACAGUAAUCGUAUUCGCCGACAGGCACCAAACGCUGAAGCUGCCUUACAGAACUUGCUAAGUCGGUCUGAUCUGGAUCCUCGGGUCCUGUCCAACUCGGGCUGGGGCCAGACACAGAUCCGGCAAAACACAUCCUGGGAUGUUGAGGAACAAGAAGGACCCAACAAGGCUGUACCGCCUUCAGCUUCAUCGAAACACCCGGCUGCUCUUGGUGGUCCUACCCAAUAUUCUAGUGGACCCAGGACCCUAAGCACUGAUUCAAAGGGUCCAGGUGUUAGUCCCUCCUUGAUUCCUCCCACUGGGUCAUCUGGAGAGAGUUGGGAGAGCAGCAGCAGCAACACCAGCAGUAGUGGAGCAUCUUUGUCUGGGAGAGCCCCCCCACCUACAUCCUCCAACAUGAGGCAUCUUGGCGUCUCACAAUCUGGGCCAGUGACCUCAUCUGCACCUGGUCUGGCGUCUGGGAUAAUGCCGGGAACCCAGGCCAAAGCUACGGGUUGGGUUGGUGGAGGAAAUGGUGCCGGGGAUAAUCUUGAUUCCAAGGAAUGGGGGAACGAAGAAUGGAGAAGUAACAGUCAAGCAGAAAAGGGCGGAGGAUGGGGGGACGUUGGGCAGAAAGGUGACUCAUCGGGUGGAGGAUGGGGAGAUGGUCACCAUGAAAAAGGAGCAGGGAGUUGGAAAGACAUGGGCGGGAGUGAUGAGGGAAGUGGGUGGGGAUCAAAAUCGAAGGUUGGGGCAGGAAAAAACUGGUUGGAGCAAGAAUCAAAAUCCAGCAGUGGAGGAGGUUGGGGCGAUGAGAGGAGAAACGGAGGGCACUCAGGGGGAGAUUCAGGUGGAGGUGGCUGGGGGAACUGGGACAGCAGUGCACCCCGGAGGACCUGGGGCACAGGGGGAGGGGGUGGCGGAGGGGGAGGGAUGGAUGGGGUUGGAGGCAUAGGGCCUAAACCCCAUCAGGGUUGGAGUGGAGGAAACAAAAUGCACCAGAUGCCAAACAGCCAGUCGGGCUCCGUCUCAGGCCCACAGGCACAACUGCAACAGCAACAAUCACAGCCCCGCAAUCAGAAUCCACAGCUGCAGCAAGCAUUGGACCAAGGGGUUAUGCAAGGGGGCGGGGGGAGGAAGCUCGCCUCUCAAGCUCAGACACAGAACCAAAGCUCAGGCUGGACCUCGGGACCUCUUCCUUGCGCCCCCGGAGGUGGCGGCGGACCUGAACCAAGCGGCUGGGAAGAACCCUCCCCGCAGUCUAUAAGCAGGAAGAGCGAGAUAGAUGAUGGAACAUCAGCAUGGGGAGACCCAACCCAUUACAACUAUAAGCCGGUGAACCUGUGGGAUAAAAACAGCGGCUCUGCUAGCCAGCAGCCACAUGGACAGAGUCAGGCUCAGCAGCAGCAGCAGCAGCAGGGAGCUCCUGUUCAGCAGCAGCCCAGCCGGCAGGCUGCAGCGCUCACAGAACCUUCAGGCUGGAGUAGCACUUCUCCUGCUAGUCCUUCAGUAGACAACGGUACAGCAGCCUGGGGGAAACCCAAUGAAGCUCCCACUGGCUGGGGCGAUCCUGAUGAUACCGGAGGGAAGACGGGAUCCUGGGGAAACGCUUCAAACUCAAUCAGAUCUGCUUCAAAGUCUAUGCAAGAUGGCUGGGGGGACAAGGAGAGUUCGAUGGCAGCUUCACGCCACUCUAGCUGGGAGGAUGAAGAAGAAGGCAGCAGUAUGUGGAACAGCACAGGUUCCCAAGGAAGUGGCUCAUCUUGGGGACAAGGAAGCAAUGGAGGCUGGGCUCAAAGUAACCCAGUGAAAAAGACCAGCAGCAAGGGUCCUCUAAAGGCUGGAGGGGAUUCGUGGAUGAGCCCCAUCAACAGGCAGUUCUCCAAUAUGGGAAUUCUGAACGAUGAUUCCAGUGGCCCAAACAUUGACCUGCCUUCAGGUUCUAUUCAGGAGAAGAAAAUGGAGGCUGAGAAACGAGGCAUAGGACUGAAUGAUUUCAACGGAGACAUGAGAAAAGGAGGAAGAGGAGGGGGUCCGAGUGGAGGAGGGAUUUAUCGCCCUCCUGGGUCCAAAGACCCAGCACAAUUGGAUGCAGGCUCUUAUUAUGACAAGACCUUGCAUUUGAUCAGUCAGGAUGGGUGCCUUGGGGAGGAGGCUCCUUACUCUCUGUACUCACCACCCACUGCCUACAAGCCCCAUACCCUCUUCAACCACUCUGUCCCCUUUAGACAAGGCAGUCACAGUAUCUUUGGCAAUGCUGGAGGAAUGUCCCAGUCAAGGCAUCAACCAAGUGUCCCCCCAAUGAACCAGUCCCCAGGGAUGCGAGCACAAGUGCCUCAUCAGUUCCUGUCACCUCAGGUGCCAGGGUCCAUGCUGAAGCCGAUGCCCCCUCCCAGUGGCAGUGUGGGAGGUGUUGGUGGCAUGGGAGGGGUAGCUGGAGUUGGGGGAGGAGUUUUUGCUCCACAGCUAUCCCCUCAGCAUCUCGCCAUGCUCAGCAGCAUCUACCCACCUCAGAUCCAGUUGCAGCUGGCUUGUCAGCUUUUACUGCAGCAGCAGCAGCAACAGCCACCACAGCAACAACAGAUACUGCAAAACCAGAGGAAGUUCACACCAAAUGUGCGGCAGCAGAAUGACCCUCAACAGCUGGCCAGGAUAAUGGCGGUCCUCCAGCAGCAGAGGCAGCACCAGCAGAUCGGAGGCUUAGGCAGCGGCCCUAAGCUCUCCCCCUCCCACCACAGCGGAAUGGGUCCAAAGCUUCCUGGAAGUGAAACGUUGCCUCACCCAGGCCUGGGCGGAUCAGUGGCCGAGCUGCAGCAGAAAGCGUUUGGACCGUACUCUGGUCAGUCUCUGUUUAAUGAAGCAGGAUUUGGUUCUGCUGUGAACCUUCCGGGUCUGGAACAUGGAGCCUCCAUGAUGGGGGGGCCUGGAGGCAUGAAGGACCUAGGGGCUCAGCAGUCCCGUUUUAAAUGGAUGAUGGAGGGAAACUGCUCCCCUGAUACUUCCUCACCCGACAACUUGUAUCACAAAAAUGGUCCUGUCACCCCGAUAAAGAUGCCAGGAAGCUCACCUUACUCCCAGUUUGACAUAGUGGGUGGUGAUGGACCGAGUGACAACUGGCAUCGCACCCCUGGCAACAAGAUGGGUGCCAAGACUACCAACACACCAAGCUGGCCUCCUGAGUUCCAGCCUGGGGUGCCAUGGAAAGGAAUCGAUCGUGUUGAUCCAGAGUCUGAUCCAUACAUGACGCCUGGGAGCAUGAUGGGAAAUGCAGUUUCCCCCGGUCUCAACGACAGCGAGCACCAGUUGUUACAAGACAAUACCGGUAUAGCUUUGAAUGAUUCCACCCCUCCCCUGAACACCUUGCUGCCUUCACCUGGUGCCUGGCCCUACAGUGCCUCAGACAUCCUUAACAAUGCACACAACUCAGCAAAGUACACAGAGUACAAGACCAGCUGGCCCCCAGAACCUCCAGGACACAAGUCUUGGAAAGCCAGCCGUGGCAGCAGCCAGGCCCAGUUAUCCCGUCCACCUCCCGGCCUCGCCAGUCAGAAGCAGGCCUCUCCCUCCCCUUGGUCAGGAGGCGCUCCUCGCUCGGCUGGAAGAGGAUGGGGAAGCGGCUCGAGCAACACUGGCUCAGCCUGGAGUGACGGAAGCUCUCGGGAAAGCUGCUGGUUGGUGCUCAGUAACCUCACACCCCAGAUCGACGGUUCCACUCUGAGGACCAUCUGCAUGCAGCACGGACCCCUGCUGACCUUUCACCUCGGCCUGACCCAAGGCACUGCUCUGAUUCGCUACUGCUCCAAACAGGAGGCAGCCAAGGCCCAGAGUGCACUCCACAUGUGUGUUCUGGGUAACACCACCAUCCUGGCAGAGUUUGUGAGCGAGGAGGAGGUUGGGCGUUAUAUUGCACAUUCCCAGGCUGGAAGCGAAGGAAACGCUGCUGCCUCUGCAGGCUUGGGGCCCACAGCAGCCUCUGCAGUCGGAACCGGCAGCAAUGGAGGAAGCUGCGAAAGGGGCGGGGCCGGAGGCCUCAGCGGGGGAGGAGUAGAAGGCGCCUCCCCGGCUGGAGUAGCAACGUCUUCCAGCUCAGGGUGGCAAAGUCUGGACAGUACAGGCAGCUCAUCGGACCCGUCCGCCGCACAGGGGCCCGCGCUCGGCAUCUUCACGCAGUGGAGCAGCAACGGAUCCGGGGUGGGAGGAGCUGGAGCCAUGGAGGCAGGGCGGCAGGGUCUGUGGGGCGGGAUCGGGGGAAUGAGCGGGGCAGGUUACCCCAGCGGCGGCAGCAGUCUCUGGGGUUCUCCAGCACUUGAGGAUCGUCACCAGAUGGGCAGCCUCGCCGCGCUGCUGCCAGGGGACCUGCUGGGCGGGGGCGCCGACUCAAUCUGACAAAACGACUGACUCACGUUUUCACUCUGCAUUUACUCAGAAGAUGGGAAGCUACACUGGUCAUCCAGAGACACUUACUACACACGGCCCACAUGCACACAGAGACUGCUCGACUUUAAAAAGAAGAGAACAGGAAAACUUGAAAGGGGGAAGAAGGUGAAACCAUUAACUUUGUAGGACUUUUUACUCCAAAUCUCACCAUCAGCAUCCAGAGACCCGAUCACUCAGGCAUGCACUGUAGACCGGCUCAGCCAGAGCCGUACAUGUCAGCCAGUUCAGCCAUUGCUGUUUUUAGUGUGCCACUUCCUUUCUUUUGUAUCACGAUUUAAUGGUCAGAUCUCAAAAGUCAGACUUGCAGACUGAGCCGUCGUAGACCUGGCUGGCAUAAUUCUUUGCUCCAGGCUUCAUUUGUUUUUUUUGUUUUUUUCGGGGAGGGCAGGGGAUUGGUAGCUUGAAAGCGAGAUGGAUUUGAAGAGGAUGUGAGCUUGUAGAGAAUCUGGGACAGCACCACACUACUGAAUCUAAAGGAUGAGCUGUAACAGAGAUGCAGAAAUGAGUUUGUCUGUAGGUACUGACACAUCGAUGUGGUUGGAAAUUCGCCAUUAGAGGGACCCAGGGUAAAAACACAAGCAUCAUUAGCCAAACUUGCACUAUAUUCCUCUGGGUUUGUUGUUCCUCUACAAAUCCCUCCUCGUUUUUUUUUUUUUGUUUUUUUUUUUUUUACUGUGCUAUAACACAAGAACUGAGGACCUUACUGGACGCUGAAACGUUGCAACAGCUGUGGCCUUGGCUGAGAACCCAGCGGCCGCCCUGCCAUUUCAACACCAUUGCACCCUCUCAUCAUUUACUCUCUGCUUAUAUAUUUGACAAGUACAGUUGUAUCUCUCUCUCUCUGUCAGUGUACGUUGGUUGUUUAUCAUAUUUUUAUGUUUUAAAAAGAAACAAAAUACGUGAAAUUUUGUGGAAGUACAGAGAUGUCCUUCUUGCCCUUCAAACACUGACCUCGCUAUUGUAUUUUUUAAUAUUUUGUUUUCUUUAUUCAAGAAAUGGAUUUGAUGUAAUCAUAACUUGGAUCACUUAUUUACAUGCUGUAAAGCUGCCCUCCUGCCUGCCUGUGUGUGCAUGAAAAGUGUCAACAUUCAUUGGCUGAAAGCAGGAGUAUGUGAAGAUGAUGUCGGGUGUGUCUGUGUUUUUUUUUUCUUUGUUUUUUUUUGCUCCCACUUUUAAAUGUUUGUGUUUGCGUGUAUGCUAACCUUUGAACACUUACUGGUUUCAUUCUGGGAAGUGAAUGGAUGCCAUUCUGACAUCUUCCGUUGGAGAGAAAAGCGGCGAUUGGAUGUGUGCUAAUUUUUGCGUGCUUGACCGUCUGACUUAAACAAAUCUGGCACUAUUGCAUACGUCUCUUAUGUCAGAUGUUUUUUCUUUUUAAGCAGCAUUUUGUUCCUGUUUGUAUUUUUUAUUUUUUUUUCUGUCAAAUGCAAUAAGAGUAAUGCUUUGUUUUUAAGACAAAGCAAGAAACUGAAGGCAUUUGUGUAAAGAUGCCAUGUCCUACCAUACCAAGCUGAGCUGGAACAGUGUUUAACAGACACGUUAAAGACAUUACCUGUUUUACUGUGUUUUUUUGUUUUUUUUUUGUUAUGUAUCCGUUUAAAUUAAGUCAGUCUUUAUCAUCACUCCUGUUCAGGAUGUUUUCAUUUAUUUCAUAUGUUACAAAAAGUUGAGGAAGUUAAUUUAAAGCAGAAAAGAACAAAAUAAAGGUUGAGUUGAAGUCUCCCCUGUU
Cyprinodon tularosa is the source of this 8536-nucleotide messenger RNA. It is a transcript of the gene tnrc6b, whose product is annotated as trinucleotide repeat containing adaptor 6B. Gene Ontology annotation, cellular component: P-body; nucleoplasm. Lineage: Eukaryota; Metazoa; Chordata; Actinopteri; Cyprinodontiformes; Cyprinodontidae. Gene Ontology annotation, molecular function: nucleic acid binding. The coding region runs from base 520 to 6756 and encodes 2078 amino acids. Gene Ontology annotation, biological process: miRNA-mediated post-transcriptional gene silencing; positive regulation of nuclear-transcribed mRNA poly(A) tail shortening. The record is from RefSeq and is a predicted model, not a curated record. The transcript has 22 exons.